AUUAUGUCACUUCUUUAACACUCCAGUAUCUAGGCCCCACCAUUUCAAUGUCUUCCUCGGCUGCGCCGUUUUUCCCUCGAAUGCCCAUUUACAACAAACCCUAACCGUGCAAAAACCUCUCUCCGGUUCUCCCUCUCCAAUGGAAAACUAUUCUUACUCUUCUUACCCCGACUCCGGCGACUCUUCCCCGCACUCUCGCGAAAUCGACUGCGAGAAUCAGUCAUGGGACGAACCUCCAUCUAACUCCAAAGUCAAGUUCAUGUGCAGUUACGGCGGCAAAAUUCAGCCCCGACAACAUGAUAAUCAACUCGCUUACGUCGGCGGUGAGACCAAAAUCUUAGCCGUUGAACGAAAUAUCAAGUUCAAUGUCAUCAUGAAUAAACUUUCUGCUCUUUACGGCGAUGAAAACAUUUGCUUCAAGUACCAGCUUCCCGGCGAAGACCUCGAUGCUUUGAUUUCUGUCACCAAUGACGAGGAUCUUGACCACAUGAUGUUAGAGUACGAUCGCCUGGUCCGAGCCUCUCCCAAACCGGCAAGGUUGAGACUCUUUUUGUUCCCAUUAAAUCCUAAAAUAUCGUCGGUUUUUGGGGCAAGUGAGACGAAAUCGGAGCGGCAGUGGUUUGUGGACGCUUUAAAUUCUGUCCAGAUCCAGCAUCUCGAUGGCUCUUCGCCACCAGUAGCUGCCGUAUCGGCGACAAACCCCGAUUUUUUGUUUGGAUUAGAUAAACCGAAAAUGCCGGAAACGGUUACGACGCCGGUAAUUCCAGAGGUAGUUGGGAAGGAUGUAACGGCUGGAUCCGAUUGUGGAUCUGAGGAUCGGCAAGUGAUUGGAGAUCACAUGGUGGAGAUCCAGAGGCAAGAAUUACAUAGAAUGAACAUUGGUGGAAUUAAUACUCAUGAACAAGUGAACCAAAAUCCCAGAGUUAGUUACGCCGGACAGACACUUGUUACGGAGAAAAUUGCACCUCCACCGGGGGCAAUCCCGAUGCCAAUGCAAAUGUCCAUGCCGCCUGCGUAUAUACCGGAACGACAUAUGACAGCUGCCAAUUAUCCGACGGAGCAGCCCGUUUAUUACAUUCCAGCUACUUCAGCAGCUGGGGUUUAUUCGGCUCAAACUCUGCGACCGGUUACUGGACCAACCGGUCAAGCUUAUUACGGAAUGCAGAGGAUGGUCCACGAACAAUCGAUGUACAAUGUGGUACCGGCACCGGCUUCAAUUCAGCAGCAGGCGAAAGGUGGGUUAGUGGCUGAGCCUGGGUAUGUACAGAUGGCAUAUGAUGGUGCAGGGAGACAGGUGUAUUACACGUCAGCUGCAGCCCCAGCAGCGGGAGUGAUGGCGCAGUACCAGGCGGUGGCUGUGGAUGGAAGGCAAGGUGGUGGAGCGUUGAAUCAGGAGGGUAAGGUUGUGGUCAAUAACAAGGGACCUCAAACUAGUUCUGUGUGAUUUCAAUUUUUAUGAUUUUUGUUCUGUUUAAGUUAACUGUUAAAUAAGAAAGAAAAAUUUAUACAGGUUUUGUUGAA
Pistacia vera is the source of this 1521-nucleotide messenger RNA. RefSeq lists its product as uncharacterized. Gene Ontology annotation, molecular function: protein binding. The record is from RefSeq and is a predicted model, not a curated record. Bases 140 to 1444 code for a protein of 434 amino acids. The transcript has a single exon. NCBI's taxonomy places the organism in Eukaryota, Viridiplantae, Streptophyta, Magnoliopsida, Sapindales, Anacardiaceae.